AUGCCGCUAGGCGGCUCUGUCACUUACGGCUCCGAGUCUACUGACGGUAAUGGCUACAGGAGAAUUCUUCAAGAGAUUCUCGUGUCAGAUGGCUACAUUGUGGACAUGGUCGGGUCUCGCAAAUCUGGUUCGAUGCAGAACAACGACAAUGAAGGUUGGCGGGGAUUCAGGAUCGAACAAGUUACCAACAAAGCCAAAGGAUCAGUUCCUAGCCUUCUGCCAAACCUCUUCACCGUCAACGUUGGCUCAAAUGAUUGUGUCCAGGACUUUGAAAUUGAGACUGCCGGCAAGCGAAUGAGUGACAUGCUCGAAUACCUCUGGACGGCGUCUGCUGGCUCAACAGUCGUCCUUUCUACUCUACUCCCAAACUUGGACGGAAAGAUUGAAUCACGAGUCCUACGCGUCAACGAGCAAUUUUGGAAAAUAGCAAAAGCGAAAACAGUCGAAGGAAAAAAAGUUAUCAUCGUGGAUAUGCAUGGCUCCGAUGGGCCCCAGAUCAGUGAUCUGGCAGAUGGGACACACCCAAACGAUGUGGGCUAUGCGAAGAUGGCAACGAUUUGGCGGAGAGGCAUUCAUGAAGCCGUACACAAAGACUUUAUCCAGGAGCCACUAUGA
Molecule: messenger RNA, 615 nt
Organism: Penicillium samsonianum
Lineage: Eukaryota; Fungi; Ascomycota; Eurotiomycetes; Eurotiales; Aspergillaceae
Product: SGNH/GDSL hydrolase family protein
Exons: 1
Coding region: 1-615 (204 amino acids)
Molecular function (GO): phosphatidylcholine lysophospholipase A1 activity
Source: RefSeq, a predicted model, not a curated record